Messenger RNA from Venturia canescens, 421 nucleotides. RefSeq names its product U6 snRNA-associated Sm-like protein LSm6. Gene Ontology annotation, cellular component: sno(s)RNA-containing ribonucleoprotein complex; P-body; U4/U6 x U5 tri-snRNP complex. Bases 124 to 363 code for a protein of 79 amino acids. The transcript has 3 exons. Gene Ontology annotation, molecular function: RNA binding. Lineage: Eukaryota; Metazoa; Arthropoda; Insecta; Hymenoptera; Ichneumonidae. The record is from RefSeq and is a predicted model, not a curated record. Gene Ontology annotation, biological process: maturation of SSU-rRNA; mRNA splicing, via spliceosome.
CGUGAUUCGAUGUUUCAGCCGUUUCAGCCGUGGCGCCACUCUCCACUCAAACAAGUUGUGACUCAGGGUUGCGAGUAAUUUGGCUUUUGUGUAGACAAAAAAAAGUAAAAAACAAAAAUAGAGAUGAGUCGAAAGGAAGCGUUGUCGCAAUUUAUUGCACAAAUCCACGGUAGACCUGUCGUAGUCAAGCUUAAUAGUGGCGUUGAUUACAGAGGUGUUCUCGCUUGUCUCGAUGGUUACAUGAACAUUGCGUUGGAACAGACAGAAGAAUACGUCAAUGGUCAACUGAAAGACAAGUACGGAGAUGCUUUUAUCCGUGGAAACAAUGUACUGUAUAUUAGCACACAAAAACGUAAAACAUAAAUACUGAAAUGUGAAAAAUCUUCAUUUAUUUAUCAUUAAAACGAGUGUUUGUAUAAAA